Closterium sp. Naga37s-1 is the source of this 4329-nucleotide messenger RNA. The record is from the annotation of a GenBank genome assembly. Lineage: Eukaryota; Viridiplantae; Streptophyta; Zygnematophyceae; Desmidiales; Closteriaceae.
AUGGGAUUGGAAUUCGAAGCCCUUCGUGAAUCGGACGAAAAUGGCCGUCAAGCCCUCGCCGAUGAAACGUCCGAUCCCACAGCUGCAACAGAUACUUCCGCCGAGAAGAAACGCGCGGGGGUGAGCGCAGCCAACGACGAGGCGUUAGAGCCAGGCGAUGAAAAGAAGUUAGCAGAGAGCAAGGAAGCGGCGAAGGAAGAGGACGUACCGCCGGUGUAUUAUUGGCAGCUGUUCAAGUUUGCGGAUAAAUGGGACAUUCUGCUCAUGAUCGUGGGAUCCGUGAGCGCCGUCGGGCUCGGCAUGGCCAUGCCCAUGAUCUCGCUGCUCUUCGGCGAGCUAACGAACGCAUUCGGACAGAACUCCACCGACGUCAAUAAGCUCAUGGACGCCGUCACCAGUGUCGCGCUCAAGUUCCUUUACUUGGCCAUUGGAGCCGCCGCGGCCGCAUAUCUCGAGAUGGCGUGUUGGAUGACGACGGGCGAGCGGCAGGCGGCGCGUGUGCGGCGGCGGUACCUGGCGGCGGUGCUGCGGCAGGACAUGGCGUACUUCGACCGGCGCCUCAGCACGGGCGAGGUCAUCGGGCACAUGUCGGGCGACAUCGUGCUCGUGCAGGACGCCAUGGGGGAAAAGGUGGGCAUAUUCCUGCGGUUUAUGGCGCAGUUCGUGGGCGGGUUCGUGGUGGCGUUCAUCGCGGGCUGGCAGCUGACGCUCGUGAUGCUCGCCGUGCUGCCGCUGCUGGCCGCGGCAGGCGCCGCCUUGACGGUGAUCGUGAGCAAGUCGUCCAACAAGGGCCAGGAGGCGUAUGCUGCUGCGGGGACCAUUGUGGAGGAGUGUGUCUCCGCCAUCCGCACUGUGGUGGCAUUCACGGGCGAGCACAGGGCAGUGCAGCAGUACACAGUGAAGCUCAACAAGGCGUUCCGAGAGGGCAUGAAGCAGAGCGUUGGCGCAGCGGCGGGUAUCGGGUUCACGGUGCUCAUCAUGUUCUCCUCGUACGCGCUCGCGCUGUGGUACGGGUCCAAGCUCAUUGCCGACGCCAGCUACACCGGUGGAGACGUCUUCACGGUUCUCUUCGGCGUGCUCAUUGGCGGCAUGUUUCUCAGCUCCUGCCCGUUAUCCCCCACCCCACUCCUCUCCUCUCCUCUCCUCUCCUCUCCUCUCCUCUCCUCUGACCCCCGCAGGUCGCUGGGGCAAGCAGCCCCCAACGUGUCAGCCUUCGCCUCAGGGCAGGCGGCAGCGGGGAAGAUCUUUGAGGUAUUGGAGCGACAGCCGGUGAUAGACAGCGGCAGCGCAGAGGGGGAGCGCCCAGCAACGUGCGAGGGGGCGCUGGAGCUGCGCGAGGUGACGUUUGCGUACCCGUCGCGCCCAGACGUGCCCAUCUUUCAGAGCUUCAGCCUGCAGGUGCCGGCGGGGCGGACGAUGGCGCUGGUGGGGGAGAGUGGCAGCGGCAAGUCGACGGUGGUGGCGCUGGUGGAGCGAUUCUACGACCCGCAGAGCGGAGCCGUGCUGCUGGACGGCCGCAGCAUCGCCGCUCUCAACCUGCGCUGGCUGCGCCAACGCAUGGGCCUCGUCAGCCAGGAGCCAGCGCUCUUCGGCACGAGCAUCCGCCAGAACAUCGCUUAUGGCAAGGACGGCGCCACCGACCAGGAGAUUCAAGAGGCCGCACGCCUCGCCAACAUCCACCAAUUCAUCUCCUCGCUGCCUAACGUGCGCCCUCUCGCUCCCUCCCUCCCUCUUGCACGCUUUUACAACCCGUUAUCGCCCUCUAUCUCUCUCCGUUUCACCCCAUAUGCACUCUCUUUCGCUUGUCCCGGCUACGAGACGCAGGUGGGGGAGAGGGGAACGCAGCUGUCGGGGGGGCAGAAGCAGCGGGUGGCGAUCGCGAGGGCGAUUCUGCGGAAUCCGCGGGUGCUGCUGCUGGACGAGGCGACGUCCGCAUUGGACGCGGAGAGCGAGAAGCUGGUACAAGCGGCGCUCGAUGCGCUCAUGGGCGCGCGCACCACGCUCGUCGUGGCCCACCGCCUGUCCACCGUGCGCCGCGCGCACUGCAUCGCCGUGCUGCAGCGGGGGCAGGUCGUGCAGACCGGCACCCAUGCUGCGCUGCUCGCCCAGCCUGAAGGCGCCUACGCCCAACUCGUGCGCCUGCAGCAGCUGGCGGAUCCGGGCCAUGGGGAGGGGGAGGAAGGAGGAGAUGAGAAGGGAGAGGCGGUUGUGAAUGGGGAGGGGAAGGAGGGUGUAACUUCGAGCGCUUUGCAAACAGUUGCGGAGAAUGGGAAGGCAGCGGGAGCAAGGGUGGCCCCGGUUGAGGGUGCUAGUACUGUUGAUGGGGACGGUGUUGGUGGUUUGAAGAUGGCGGGAGGGGACGAGGAGGAUGGGUUGAUGAGCGAGGGGAGAGAUGUGGAGAGUGGUGCGGGGGAGAAGCAGGGUGAGAAGGCAGGCAGUGGGGGCUUUUUCAGCUCACUGCUGCGGAAGCGCAAAGGAGGGAAGGGCGAAGGGAAGGCUGGGAAGGGAGGAAAGGAAGGGGAGGGAGGGGACGGUGAGGAGGAGGAGGAGAAGAAGAAAGUGGCAUUCAAGGACACGCCAAUGGCUCGUCUGGCCAUGCUGAACAAGCCCGAGUGGCCAUAUGCCAUCCUCGGAUCCAUCGCAGCAGCCGCUCACGGCGUGAUCAUGCCCUUCUUCGCGCUCAUCCUCUCCAACAUCAUCACCACCUUCUACAACCCAGACAUCUCCCAGAUGCGCAGCGACGCGAAUUUCUGGGCGGGCAUGUUUGUGGUGCUGGGAGCGAGCGCGUGCGCGGCUAUCGCGUGCCAGACGGUGCUGUUCGGUGUGGUGGGGUACUCGCUGAUCAGGCGCGUGCGCGCGCUCUGCUUCUCGUCUGUGCUGCGGCAGGAGAUAGGGUGGUUUGACAUGGAUGAGAACUCCAGCGGUGCCAUCGGUGCGCGCCUCUCAACGGACGCGGCGCAGGUGCGGGGAAUGGUGGGCGAUCAGAUGGCGCUGAUGGUGCAGAACCUAGCAACGGUCAUCCUGGGCCUCGUGCUGGCGUUCCGAGCCAACUGGCAGCUGUCGCUCGUGAUUCUCGCCAUCGUGCCGCUGCUGGCUAUCACUGGCGCUGCUCAGAUGCAGUCGCUGAAAGGGUUCUCUGAAGACGCCAAGGUCAAGUUUGAGGAGGCGUCGCGGGUGGCGAACGACGCGGUGGGUGCGAUGCGCACGGUGGCGGCGUUUGGAGCGGAGCAGCGCGUGCAGGAGCUGUACAACGAGCGCUGCAGCACGCCCAUCCGGGCCGGCAUCCGCAAGGCCCACGUCAGCGGCAUCGGCAUGGCCGUGGCUCAGUUCUCUAUCUUUGGCGUCUACUCCCUCGCCUUCUGGUUCGGAGGGAAGCUCGUACAGCAGGGGAAAACCACGUUUCAAGACGUUUUCCAGGUCUUCUUUGCAAUCGUGUUCACAGCAACAGGCAUCGCCCAGGCAGCAGCACUGGCCCCAGAUAUGCCCACGGUGCAGGCAGCAGUGAACUCCAUUUUCCGCAUUUUGGACCGCCAGUCAAAGAUCGACCUGGAGGCGGGAGGGGAGGAGCCGGAGGAGGUGCUGGGCGAGGUGCAGUUCCAGGCCGUGUGCUUCGCGUACCCGGCUCGCCCCAACAUCCCCAUUCUUGUCGAUUUCAACCUGACUGUGCCGUCUGGUCAGACGGUGGCGCUGGUGGGGGAGAGUGGCAGCGGCAAGUCGACGGUGGUGGCGCUGGUGGAGCGCUUCUACGACCCGCAGAGCGGAGCCGUGCUGCUGGACGGCCGCAGCAUCGCCGCUCUCAACCUGCGCUGGCUGCGCCAACACAUGGGGCUCGUCAGCCAGGAGCCAGCGCUCUUCAACAUCUCCAUCCGCGACAACAUCGCCUACGGCCGCGCCGGCAGCGGCGGCGCCAGCGGGGGGGAGAUCAGCGAGGCGGAGAUUCUGGAGGCGGCGCGGGCGGCGAAUGUGCACGGGUUCAUAUCGGGGCUGCCGCAGGGGUACGCCACGCUGGUGGGGGAGCGAGGCGUGCAGAUCUCCGGCGGGCAGAAGCAGCGCAUCGCCAUCGCUCGCGCCAUCAUUGGUGACCCGCGCCUGCUGCUGCUGGAUGAGGCCACGUCAGCUCUGGAUGCGGAGAGUGAGAAGGUGGUGCAGACAGCACUGGAAAAGGUAAUGAAGAAUCGCACCACCAUAGUCGUUGCCCAUAGGUUGUCUACGAUCAAGGAUGCGGAUUGUAUUGUGGUGAUGCAGAAGGGAGUGGUGGUGGAGCAGGGGAAGCAUGAUGAGCUGAUGGCUGGUGGAGGGGUGUACUCCAGUCUUGUUUCGAUAAAGUAG